AAAGAGCGUUCGGGAGCUCUCAGACCACACCUGCCUCCACCUGCCCCACAGCUGGCCCCACCCCACCCUCCUAGCCCGCUGGAUUUGCAAAAGAGAAAAUCAAGCAGGCACAAACAAUAACCGACCUGGUGCGUUUCCUGGCAUCCGGCGACUGUUUGGUUAAGAGCUUCCUCCCUCUUCGUCGUGUACCUGCUGGGCACGCCUGACCUCCUCUGGCCCUCACAGGCAGCUGGUCACCAGCGCAGCAGCGCCCUGGGCAGACCCCACCUCCACCCCGCCUGCGGGGAGCACCUCGCUCACUGCCUUCGGGAGCCAGGAGGCAGGCGGGCACAGUCUCUCCAGCCCCGGGCCCCAGCCGCUGGCUCCUGCCCGCUCCAAGUCACCUUUGCUCCAGCUCCUCCUGGGGGCAGCCGGAGCAGACCCAGAACCCCCUCCCCGCUCAGCUCCGCAGGAACCAGGAACCGGGCCCUAUUGGGCAAUCAUUAAUCGGAUUCUUGACAUUCCUGGGUCCAGUUGGCCUGAGAAGCAUGUUCCCCGGAGGUGGAGGAGGAGGAGGAGGAGGAGGUGGAGGAGGUGGAGGAGGAGGAGCAGAGUCCCCGGACUGGCAUUUCAACAUGCAGCUGAGCACGGACAAGGUGGUGCUGUCUGCGGCGGCCCUGCUGCUGGUCACUGCAGCCUACCGGCUAUACAAGUCCAGGCCUGCCCGGGCCCCGCUGCAGGGCGGGCCCAGCCAAGCCCCUGCUGAAGAGGAAGCAGAGGGCCUGGGGCGGUCUGCCACACCGGGGGCUGCGCCCCGGGCCUCCUCCUUGGGGCUGAGACGCCGCAAGGGAAGCCAGGGGGCUGGAGCACCUCCAGGCUGCAGCGAGGAGGAGCCAGGGGGCGCCCAGGGCCUGGAGAAGGGCGCCUCUCCCGGAGACGAGAAGCCCGAGAGGAGAGAUGCCGAGAGGCGGCCGAGCAGGCAGCGCCCAGACGCGGGCCUGGCGCCUCCUCCCUGCAGGGCCCAGGAAGCAGGAGUCGCGGCUGGCGGUAAGCCCAAGCUGCCCCGACACCCCCACCUGGGCAGUGAACCCAAACAUUCCCCAACCAGCCUCCAGGCAGCGGGCAGCAGUGAUGGGGACGUGGCCCCCGUCCCAGGGCCAGAUGACAGUGCCCCGAGCCAGCCCGGGGUGGGGGGGCCUGUGUCGCCCCAGCAGCGCCCACCCACCCCCCCAGAAGACGUCCGUGACACGAACACGGUCUUCCCUGGAGCCACCAGGGUCUGCAAGGAAGAGGCAGGAACCCUCCAGACCUCCGGCCCGGCACUUCCUCAGCAGGAAGGAGCCACCAACGCCUCCUACAGCUUCUCGUCCGUGGCCCGGGUCCGAGUGGAGGAGAACUUCCUCCGGGAGAAGGCAGAGGGCAGCCAGCCCCGGCUGAAGGGCAAGGUGUACGACUACUACGUCGAGUCCACGUCCCAGGCGACCUCGGGGCUGGCCCUCGGGCCAGAGGCCCUGGCAGAGGCGCCCGGCCCUGGGCCAGGUCCCCAGGCCCCGGAGGCAGCCAGGAAAGGCCAGGCCAACGCGACAGGGGGUGGGGCCCCGGCGGCGGCUGCCGAGUCCCCGCGGAGCCUGGGCAGGAAGGACAGCCUCCUCCAGAUCGUGGAGAACCCAGAGCUACAGCUGCAGCUGGACGGCUUCGGGGCGCCCGCACAGGCCUCCCCAGUCCUGUCCGCCCAGUCCGGCCUCCCCGCAGCCCUGCAGGCCCCGGAGUCCGGGGCGGCCAGCGGCUGCGAGGAGCCGCGAGUGCAGCUGGUAGCCAGGACCAAUUUCUUCCACCUGCCUCAGCCCACGGGCCUGGCCCCGGAGGUGCACCUGGAUCUGGGCAACUGCUGGGACGUGCUGACCUUGGCCAAGAAGCAGAACCUGGAGGCCCUCAAGGAGGCGGCCUACAAGGUGAUGAGCGACAACUACCUCCAGGUCCUGCGCAGCCCCGACAUCUACGGCCGCCUGAGCGAGCCGGAGCGGGACCUCAUCCUCCAGCGACGGCUGCGGGGCCGCCCGUGCCUGGUGGUGGCCGACGUGUGCCCGCAGGAGGACUCGGGGCGCCUCUGUUGCUACGACGACGAGCAGGACGCCUGGCACCCGCUGGCCCACCUGCCCCCGGAGGCCGUGUCCCAGGGCUGCGCCCUCUGCAGCCUCUUCAACUACCUCUUCGUGGUGUCGGGCUGCCAGGGGCCCCGCCAGCAGCCCUCCAACCGAGUCUUCUGCUACAACCCGCUGACGGGCAUCUGGAGCGAGGCCGGCCCGCUGAACCAGGCCCGGCCGCACUGCCGCCUGGUGGCCCUGGACGGCUGCCUGUACGCCAUCGGGGGCGAGUCUCUGAACACGGUGGAGCGAUACGACCCGCGCCUGGACCGCUGGACGCUGGUGGCGCCGCUCCCCAGCGACACCUUCUCCCGGGCGCACACGGCCACCGCGGGCGCGGGGGAGGUCUUCGUCACGGGGGGCGGCCUGCACUACCUGCUGCUCCGCUUCUCCGCCCGGGAGCAGCGCUGGCGGGUCAGCCCCACGGCGGGCAGCAAGGACCGCACGGCCGAGAUGGUGGCGGUGGACGACUUCCUCUACCGCUUCGACCUCAACGGCAGGCUGGGCGUCAGCGUGCACCGCUGCAGCCCCAGCGCCGGGCUGUGGUACGAGUGUGCCACGCACCGGACGCCGUUCCCGGAGGCCUUCCAGUGCGCCGCGGUGGACAGCCUCGUCUACUGCGUGGGGCGCCGGCACACCCUGUGCUUCCUGGCCAGCCACGUCUCGCCCAGAGUAAAAGCCCUCUUGGCUCUUUCUCGUGACCUGGAGCCCGAGUGUCGGGGGAGGAAGCGACGCCACCGCUCUUCAACAUCCCUUUGGGAAACAGCCGGGGCUGCGGUCUACUCAGAACUCAGACGAUUCUGCCAGUGAGGUCCAGGAGAGACUUUGCAGGCCGUUCCCCUAGCCACUGGCCGUCGGCCCUUCACCAGGCGGGCCUGGAGGGAGACUGAGGGCCUAACUGGGCUCAUGUGACAGGAGACCCCCAAGGAGGGGCAGGGCCAUGUGCAUGGAGGGACUUUAGGAGCGUCUAGUGGGCCUGGGGAAGUCUGGGCUCCCCGCCUGCAUCAGAUUUGGUAAAUUCUCAAAGGAACCAAGAACUGCAACAUCGGGAAGUUCCAGCUCACCGGGACAAAAGGGACGUGGGACGGGGGGUGGGGGGCAGAGAGGAAACAGGGGUGCUCAGGGGUCCAGUGAGAGCCAGGGCUGCUGCUUCUAAAGAGCCAGACAGCAGCAUGCAGAUGGUAGGUGGCCCUAGAGGCGGCCCCAGGCGCGAGAGGAGGCUUUGGGCUCAGCCCCGCUGCUCCAAAAGGGCCGAGGUCCACACGUGCUCUCCUCUGCCUUCGGGGUGAACGAGAGCCGCUGGGGAAAUUCCCUCUCCCGGGUGCCGGGGAGCGUGUGCUCCCCGCAUCUGCCCGUGCAGAGCCCGGGGGUCACGUGGGAAGAGGCAGGACUGGAUGGAAGAAUGGGGAGCAGGUGGGCAUGGAGAUGAGACCCCCUUUCCUGGGUGGCACGGGGCCCCUCCGCCUUCCUCGUGCAGCGGGCGGGAGGCUGCUGGGCCUGUUCCUGAGUGGGAGGUGGCCGAGGCUGCCAUGGCCCGUGGGCCACAGAUGCCUCCACGCCCCACCCAGGCCCUGCUCAGCUUCAGCCCCCAGAGGCAGGAGCCUCUGAGGAGCCCAUGGCAGGGACUGGGGGGCGGAACCCCCCCGUGGCCUACAGGGAGCACUGGCAUAUAAGGGUGCCAGCUGGAGCGGGGAGAGGGGAACCUCCCUUGGUAGUUGGAGGGGUGGCAGGUGAGUCCAGGUCCAAACUCCCGGGGAGUGGGGGCUGAUGAAGCAGAGGGGAGGGAACAGGACGACACCCCCGCUGGGUCCCGAGUGGAUCCAGCCGCUGGCUCACAUCCUAGGGAGUAAGGGGUCGCUCUGGGCACCCACUCAGAAGCCCCCUACAAACCUACCCCAGGGACUAGGCAAAGAGUUGCAAGGCACAAGGCAGUGACCUUGACCCCAGGGGUGGAUAGCCGAGGGAGAGGUGGGCCUGUGGCUCCAAGGCAGACCUCACCAAUCGAUCCUCCGCCCAGCUCUGCUGAGCCCUUGCACUCCGCGCUGCCGUAGCUAGCCGUUCACCGACAGAUAGGAGCUGGCUCUCAGCAGGGUCUCAGGGUGUAGGGGGGUGGGAGGGGCCCAGGCUAUUAUGGGCAGCUCCCAGGGGCAGCCAAGACCACCUGGCCCAGCAGUCAGGACUCAUUGCCAGAUAUGGAGCCAGCCACCACUUCCCAGGUGCUGGAGCUGCAGCCCGCCCCUGGCCUAGAGGGAAAAGACUGGCAGUUGUAAACAAAUACACAAAGAGAUGAAAAGAACCCACCCCCACCCCGUAGGGCCCCGAGGAAGGCCCAGCACGGCGGCGGGAAGGACCCGAGAGCAGGGCCUGCACGGACCUUGGUUCAUGAGGAGAUCAGAAAGGCCAACCUUUCUGCCCCCAGAAGAGCUGUGCCACGCAAGGGCUGGGCCGGGGGGGAGGGGGGUGGGACGCAGGACCCUGCCAAGUGACGGCCCGGCAGUGAGCUAAGAGGGCAGGAGUCCAGUUGUUCCGCAACAGCCUUUCAAGGGGAAGGACACCCCUUCCACCACACUCGUCCCUGAGGUUCCGUGGACGUUGUGGAUGAGCCUCACCCCGUUUGCACACCGAGGGCUGCGAGUCGCCUCGUUCCCAGGCUAUCCCAGAAGCCUGAGUGUGUGGUGGAGGCCGCCUGCCGUGGCACUGCCCGAGUUCUAGUCCUAGAGGUCAAACUGGCAUGCUUGACCUUGCUGAGUAGAGUCUGGUUGACCCUUAGCCUCUCACCUCUGCGUGACCUGAGUGUCACUUGGCUUCAGCCCGGGUGGUGAACUCUGCUUUCCCAAUAGAAGCAUUUUCUGCUUCAGGCAUUAAAAAUAAAUAAAUAAAUAAAUAAACCUUGGCAUUGGACUUGCUUUCCAUGUUAGGCCAGCCAUGCCAUUAGAGGGGGAAAAAAAAUUAGAAAAUGGAGAUGAGUAUAAAAAAAUUAAAAAAAAAGAAAUCUCCCCAAUUUCCCCACCCGGAGACAGCCCCCGCUGCGGUGCAAGUCCCUCCGUCUGUUUCCCUCCGUGGAUAAUUCGUGUUUGGCUUGAUUUCCGCGUAGGUGUGAUUAUGCUGAAUAUACAGUUCCGUCGCUUCCUCUUUUCACUUAGCUGUUGAGAAUAAGCGUUUUCCCGUGUUAUUACAAACCCUCGGUAAACAUCAUUUCAAUACUUGCACAAUAUUCCAUCCCGUGGAAGGGACCAUGGUUUAUUUAAACACCCCCUCCUGUCAAGCCGGUAGAUAUAUUUUUCUGUUGGCUUCUUUUUCUUUCAUAAAUAAAACGUCCUUUGUCUCUCUGUGCCUCUCUGUCUGGGGCCUCCUUCCGUGUUUACAGGAGCAGCCCCGGCUCCCUCCUUCCCACGACAGAAGGGGUGUGGGGACGGCUGUGGCAGCAAGGGGCAGUCUCCUGGGCCCCCCUCUCCCUGCACAGAAUUAUAGAAGGUGCCCGUGAGACUGCAAGGCUGACCGGAGGGUCCAUCGUCUGGGCCCUGCCCAGGGGUGCUCCGGGGGCCGGAUGUCAGACAGAGCCGCCGACAGGGAGUGCCCGCUCUGCACCCUCCUGGCCCCAGACUGACUCUCCCAAUCCUCCCAUCAAACACCCCGCCUUCCAGGUGAGCAAGGAGGCUCCAAGGGCCCAGGAAAGCUGCCUCUGUGUCCUUCAAAGAACAUUUAGACAAGCUCU
Sorex araneus (European shrew) is the source of this 5838-nucleotide messenger RNA. It is a transcript of the gene KLHDC7A, whose product is annotated as kelch domain containing 7A. Gene Ontology annotation, molecular function: protein binding. The record is from RefSeq and is a predicted model, not a curated record. The transcript has 2 exons. NCBI's taxonomy places the organism in Eukaryota, Metazoa, Chordata, Mammalia, Eulipotyphla, Soricidae. Bases 528 to 2933 code for a protein of 801 amino acids.